Molecule: messenger RNA, 1187 nt
Organism: Rubroshorea leprosula
Lineage: Eukaryota; Viridiplantae; Streptophyta; Magnoliopsida; Malvales; Dipterocarpaceae
Source: the annotation of a GenBank genome assembly
GCUGGGUACCUAUUUCAGCUUCUGAAAGUCGAUGGAUUGAAUACAAGUAUGAAAAAUCCGCCAUAGGGCUUCUGGCGCUCCUUAGGAGUGCUUGCCGCAGUCAUGGCUCCGCUGAGAGAUCUCAGAUUGUUUUUCAUCUUUUUCUCUUCAUUUUCAUCCGAUUCUCUCACCAUUUCUUCAAUUCCCUUUCAAGCUAGUGUAGUGUUCGAUCAAAUCUUGAAAAACCCAAAUAUAUUUUUGCUUUUUCUUGCUUUUCCGUUCUCAAAUCUGGUCGACGGUUUACAUCUGGAAGGGAAUUGGGGCUGAAUGAAGUUUAUUCCGAUGAGCAAAUCGAUAGUUACUGUGGCAUGUUUGUUGGGCAUUUAGGUUUUGUUGUUGGUGUAGAGAAUAGAUAGAUUGCGUUUGCAUUGCUUAAGAACUUGAAUGUUGAUGACCUAGUUACUAACUGUGUGCUCGAUUUGUUGUUGAUGAGGUCUAUUUGCCCUAUUUCUGUUAAGAAUCUACUGGAUGUGUGGUAUUUAUCUAAGAAUCCAGUUAUGUUUAUGAGGGGGUAAAGCCUGUUCAUUAUGCCUAUGUGAUUCCAAAGAAGAAUACCCAUGAUGAAAAUUAGGAAGAAGAUAGUAAAAAUUGAUCAUUUAGUGGAGAUGUUAUCGUCCUUGGCAACAAAAACCAGUGUGCUGCAGGGGUUGGUGGCUGCCUCCUAACAGCCACAGGGACCCCCUUGGCUCCUUUAGGGCUUCACAGAGUAUCACUUGGGAAGCAGCUAGGCUGGCAAUUCCAGGUAUGUUGCUCUUGGCGGUCUCCCCUAGGACAUGGUUUGAAGAGUCCUUCUCUUAUGGGCGUUUCAUCUACUUCAACCGUGUACAUGAUGAUUCAUUGGAGGCUGUUUCAUUGGUGUUUUAUAUCAAGGAAGAAGAUUUCAAAGCGGAGAAGGAAAGGGCCUUAGGAUUGUUCAAGGCUGUUGGACCCUACUUCCCCGCAAAUCAUGAAGCUUGUCAGUUCAUACUUCAUGCUGCGUCCGAAGCUGCUUUCGGUAUCUUCUCUAGUCUCAUCAGCGGGUAUUCUGCAGUUGAGAGCAAAAGAAUCCGAUCUUAGGUAAGCUUGUUUUGGCUUCAAAUUCUAUAGCUUCUUAGGCUUCUGGGUUCUGUGUUGAAUUGAAGAUUUUGAAAUAAAGCUAUAAUCUUUAC